AUGAUAACAUGUUCUCCUCCACAGCUUGUCAUGGAUAACAUCUCUGAUUUGAGCCUCAAUAACACCAUCUCUGGUUGGCGCCGUCCACUGUGGUAUCAGUAUGAUGUGUGUGCGGUAGCGCCAUUUGGGUUUGUCUUCUAUUUUGGGGUGAAAGUCUUCAACCUGGCUGUGGGGUUCCCAACAAAUGUCCUUGUGAUGUGGCAGAUUUUGACGAAGAAGAGCGAAGGCUCAACAUCUGACAUCUUCAUUUUCAACCUCUCCAUCCUGGAUGCAUUCUUCUGCCUCAUGACACCAGUAGACAUGGUCAAUCGGCUUUACCUCGCCAAUCAAGGCAUCUGGUACUUACAGCGUUUUGCCUACGGGCUGAAAGACAUGGCGCCUUUAUUCCUCACCUGUAUUUGCCUGGACCGUUACAUCGCCGUGGUCCACCCUAUCCUAUUCACCGGUAUCCGUGACAACCGCAUCCGAACUGGGGUGUCUGUGGCGGUUUGGGGAGCCAUCCUGGCCUACGCGUUGACCAAGUGUAUCUUGGGGGUGUUGAGUGUGAAUGAGGAGUUCAGCGGCGUCAUCCUCUCGGCGUUCUUCAUCAUGGUCUUCUGUAACUUGUCCAUCCUCUGGGUCCUCAGGAAGAGCGUUGCGGGGAAAGAGACAAUGAACCCCGUAAAGAAGAAGGCCUUCAAAAUGGUGAUCAUCCUUCUCGCCAUCAUCGUGGUGAACUAUCUUCCUCCGGUGGCUCUCAUGCCGUUUGCAUCCACGUACUCGUUUGUGACGCUGAGCUGCAAGAUUAGCAUCUCCGUGUUCUCCAUCAUGGACUUGAGCUGCACCAUUGAACCUCUGCUGUACAUCUCGAAGGUGGAUCGAUCUGCGUUUUGUCCAUGUCUGAAUGGUCCCUCAAAGAAACCUGUGAAUGUCAGUGUCUGA
Molecule: messenger RNA, 921 nt
Organism: Xyrauchen texanus (razorback sucker)
Lineage: Eukaryota; Metazoa; Chordata; Actinopteri; Cypriniformes; Catostomidae
Product: P2Y purinoceptor 1-like
Exons: 1
Coding region: 1-921 (306 amino acids)
Biological process (GO): positive regulation of Rho protein signal transduction; phospholipase C-activating G protein-coupled receptor signaling pathway
Cellular component (GO): membrane
Molecular function (GO): G protein-coupled receptor activity
Source: RefSeq, a predicted model, not a curated record